Molecule: messenger RNA, 1641 nt
Organism: Monomorium pharaonis (pharaoh ant)
Lineage: Eukaryota; Metazoa; Arthropoda; Insecta; Hymenoptera; Formicidae
Product: myb-like protein X
Exons: 10
Coding region: 27-1481 (484 amino acids)
Source: RefSeq, a predicted model, not a curated record
UGAACAUUUCAAUCAGUGCUGUGAAAAUGUAUCUAAUUGAGUGUGACGAUGAUGCCUCUUUGUGCAUUGUAGAGGAUCACGAAAUAAUUUGUGACGAUGAAAGUGUACAAAUUGGAAAUAUAGUACAAUUUGUUUAUCAAAAGAAAUUAUACAAAGGAAGAAUAAUUAUGCACUCUGACAAUAUAACGAUUUUAAGAGAAGAAGUAAAAAAAUUGGGAGCCAAAAAAAUGAUAAAUAAGACGCAAAGUGACAUAAUUUUAUCAGAGACAAGAAUACGUAAAAAGCCAAAAAUUUAUUCCCCAAAUGGAUCCAACACUACUCAAGAAAAGUUGCCAAAUAAAAGGAAACUAAAAAGGAAUGCCAAAAAUUGGAAUAAACCAAAAGAAAGUAAACACUCUCAACAAUCCGUAUCAAAGUUGAUGAAAGAAAAUCAAUGCUUAAUGAAAGAACAUUGUUUACAAAAUUGUUCUUCUACUUCAUCAGAAGAAGAAAGCUUAUUGAAAAAUAAAAAACAGAAGGAUUAUUCAUGUAAUAAGCAACGAGAUAUUAAUGCUUUAAAAAUCAUUAAUAACAAUUCGUUGGAAUCCUUUGACAAAAAUGUGACUACAGAUAAACAAUUACCAAACAAAUCAAGUAUUCAAGAAAUUAAUUGUCGAAAUAAUUUGAAACAAGAUUUAAUACAAUUAAGUUUAACUAAAAAAUCAAGAUUCCAUCAAGGCAAUGAAAAAUCAAACGAAAAUAGCACUUCAUCAGAAGAAGAAAGCUUAUCGGAAAAUAAAAAACAAGAUUACUCAUGUAAUAAGCAACGAGAUAAUAAGGCAUUAAAAAUCAUUAAUAACAAUUCAUUAGAAUUCCAUGACAAAAAUGUGACUGCAGAUAAACAAUUACCAAACAAAUCAAGUAUUCGAAAAAUUAAUUGUCGAGAUAAUUUGAGACUAAUUUCAAACGAAAAUAGUACUUCAUCGGAAGAAGAAAGAUUAUCGGAAAAUGAAAAACAGGAGGUUCAGUAUUCACGUAAUAACGAUGACUGUGAAGAGAUUUAUGACCCUGUUAUUGCUGCUGCAAAAAUGUUAACUAAACCUGAUCAGCUUUAUGGAAAAUAUUGGCCCCAUGAACCGAUGGUACUACUUAUAAACGACGUUUACUGUCGAAAAAAAAUUUGGAUGUCAGCUUUAGGAAAUUCUAAAGCAGUGACACAUCUUGCUCGACGAUUGAUUGUGGGUGUGUUUAAAAAGGAAAAACUACUAAAAUGUACUCUCAGUGGUCAACCACCCAGAGCACAAGGCAAAGAGAGACAAAACGAAGAGAUUGAGGGUCUUGACGUAAGAGCAAAAGAUGCAAUUAUUGAUUACGCAAUAUUAAUGGGUGAAUCCAAAAAUUGGAACGUGCCAGAUAGACGAGUCAUAGAGCGUAGCAUGACUCAACAAAUCGGACGGUUAAAGUUGGAGUUAAAACAAGCUCUUGUAAGAGAGCAGGACUAAUUUACUAUUUUUGUUUUAUGUUUAUUUUGAUAAUUUAAAUAAAUAAUUUUUUAUGUAAUUAUCGUGCAAUAUUUUACUGCAUUUGCAUGUACAAUAUUUGAAAUAUAUUUUUUUUAAUUGUACGAUAAUUGUUUGUAAAAUAAAAAUUUAUAAAAUUGCA